AUGGAGCAAAGAUUUAGUAUACCUUAUCUUGCUGGAGCAAGCCACCAACCACAAGAUGCAGUGGUCGUUUCUGCUUCCAAUCUCUCAAAACAUCGGACAAUAAUGUCUAAUAAUCCUAAUACUACCACCACUACCACUAUUAAUUCCACACAAAUACAAAAUCAUGGUGAAUUAUUUGGUGGAUCAACAAUAAUAAAACCAACUUCUCAAACUGAACUUACAAGGACUAGUAAUGAUUUCUCUAGUUCAUAUUUAUCUUCAUCAACAGAAUUUUCAACAUCACAAUUACCCACCUCUUCAUUCAAUCAAUUUACUCAAUCUUCUGAUAUUUUGAUGACUCCAUCAACAUCUUCACCUUCCACCGCUAUCGCCGGAGAAUGCUGCACGGAAUGCUGUCCAGUGGCUGCUGCCGAAGCUGCGACAACUAAACAGAAUGGUGCUGAUGGAUUUGUGAUAGAAGAUUCUGAACUUCAAAGGUUUUCGUUUUCGAGCUUUAAAUAUUCUCAAAUUUUUGACUAUGGAUCGUCAGCUUCGAGACUUCCUACCUUUGGUCAGCCCCAAUCAACACGCGUUCCAUUAUCAAAUGGGAUAGAGACAUCUUCAGAUCAUCAUCUUUCGGCAAUAUUUGCAUGUUAUGAAAAUCACGAACAAAUGUCUCCAAUUAAUCAUGCGUCACCAAUAAUAAAUAGUAAUGAAACAGAAAACAUUUCAUCUAGCAUUAUCUCACUUAACCAAGAUAAUACUACAUCAACUGAAUCGUUACAAUCAGCAUUCACAUUCCCAUCGUCAUCAGAUGUAGAAGUGAUUCGGGACGAUCGGAACGGAAUCAUAAUUAAUCCUAGUCCACAUUCUUUCUCAGAUGAUUCGAUUUCAGAUGAUUUUAGCUCUGAGACCCCAUCAACUUUCAACUUAACAAUUAACACUAACCGAAAAGAAAAUCCUUUGUUCGAUGAAACUAGUGAUGAGAUGCGUUGUCUUUGGUCGACUUGUGCCGCUGUAUUUAGUUCAAUAGAUGAAUUAGUUCCACAUCUUUCAAAAUUCCAUGUAGCUGGAAGGCGUAAAGGUAAUCUCUGUCUCUGGGCCUCAUGUUCAAUGGAAAAGGAAGGACGUGAUGAAUUGAUAGAACACGUGUGCUCAGAUCAUUUGAAUACGCGUCAGUUUCAACAUUGUUGUAAAUGGGAUGGAUGCUCUCUACGAUUUGAAACUUUUGACGAAUUGACAGCUCAUGUGAGCGAGAGUCAUAUUGGCUCAGGACGAAGUCAAUAUGUCUGCCAAUGGGAAUCAUGUAGUCGUAAUGGUAGACCAUUUAAUCAACGGCAAAAAGUAAUGCGACACAUACAAACUCAUACUGGAGAUAAGCCAUAUCAAUGUACAGUUUGUAAAAAGCGUUUUUCCGAGCCUAAUAUUAUGACGCAACAUAUGAGAACUCAUACAGGAGAGCGCCCAUACAAAUGCCCAAUACCAGGUUGCGAUCGAGAGUUUUCGAUUUCUGGGGCAUUAACAAUUCAUUUACGGGUUCAUACAGGCGAGAAACCAUUCAAAUGUAAACAUGAAGGUUGUAAUAAACGAUUUGCAGAAUCUUCGAAUCUUACCAAACAUAUGCGUGUACAUACUGGCGAACGUCCAUUCAAAUGUCCAAUAGAGACAUGUAAUAAGAAAUUUUCACGUCCCGAUCAGGUGACACGUCACAUGAAGACACAUAACAAAAAAUGA
Ambispora leptoticha is the source of this 1713-nucleotide messenger RNA. Lineage: Eukaryota; Fungi; Glomeromycota; Glomeromycetes; Archaeosporales; Ambisporaceae. The record is from the annotation of a GenBank genome assembly.